ACGAGAGCCGCCUGCGUCGCCUGCGAACAGGAAGAGGAAGGCUCAUUUUUCUAUUUGUUUGUUUCCGUUAACCAUCGCUCUUGAAACAAUGGACCUACCAGACACUAUUCGAAGACGUUUGGAAGAUUUUUCUCGUAAUGUCUUUGUGGACCAGAGUCAGUCUCCCACUAAAGAGCGCCACACGUCGUCAACACACGACAGGCGCGUUCUGGCCAGUUUGCCUCUCCAGAUGUCUCUGUUCUUUAACAUCUGGUUCUUCCCCCUGUGGUGGAUCAGUGCGAUUGUCAUGCUGCACCUCAAAUAUUCUGCUUUGCCUGACUACUAUAAGUUCAUCCUUAUGACCAUCCUCAUCCUGAUGACUGUAAUUGAGGCCAUCAGACUUUAUCUUGGCUAUGUGGGGAAUCUGCGCGAAAAGGUGGCAGAGUUGGCUGGAUUUUGGCUGCUGAGCAUUUUGCUGCAGUUGCCACAAAUCCUAUUUCAGCUUUGCAAUGAAGCCAUUCUUGUACAGCCCCUGGAGAGAGCCAUUCACAUCGUUUUGGCACUUUUCAUCCUCACGCAGGCUGUUGCGGGUUUUGUGGCUCUCCGGGACUUGGUCAGACACACAGAAAGUCAAUUCCAUCUUCGCCAGUUUGAUUGAAACAUUUUUUCAACCACUUCACACACAUCAGAACAUAUCAAAACACCUCAAACUUCUCCAAGACUCUGUCAACACGAUGUCACGUCUUGAUUUUGUAAAAUGUAAAUAAUGGAUUUAUCAAGAGAAAGCAUAUUUAUUUUUUGUAUUUUGUCAGGAUAUUACACAAUUUUGUAAUAUGGUUUGUAAAUAAAAAAUAUGCAAUUUCUGUAUUAUUUGUAUACUGUUUGAUGUCGUGAUCAGUGAAUGUUAUCUUCGCCUGUAUUAUCUCAAUAUUACACAAAAAUUUUUGUAUAACGCCAGUUGUAGACAUUUAAGUCAAAUUGUCAAGUUAUGUUGGUAUAGGUUACAACACAGCAUAUAAAAUGAAUGACAUCAGCACCGGUGCAAUCCUGUUAACUAGAAGCUUUCAAAUGUUCCUUCAUGUUCAUUCAAAGAUGUUCCAUUGACUGGCCAGAAUGUCUGUAAUCCCAACAUCGUAGUAUAAAGUGCCGCAGGUCGGGAUGGUCUUGUGGCAACUGGCCUCUCUGGA
Hippocampus comes (tiger tail seahorse) is the source of this 1166-nucleotide messenger RNA. It is a transcript of the gene tmem17, whose product is annotated as transmembrane protein 17. Gene Ontology annotation, biological process: non-motile cilium assembly. The record is from RefSeq and is a predicted model, not a curated record. NCBI's taxonomy places the organism in Eukaryota, Metazoa, Chordata, Actinopteri, Syngnathiformes, Syngnathidae. The coding region runs from base 89 to 637 and encodes 182 amino acids. Gene Ontology annotation, cellular component: ciliary transition zone. The transcript has 5 exons.